UAGACUCUAUAAGUUAUUUUAGGGCCAAGGUACUGUACUAUCUCUAUUACAAGAUGUUACAAUCUGAGGAUAAGAUUUGAUCCUCCUAAAACAAUGAAGGGAGGAAGUACUUUUAUUUGCCAACCUAACAGUUAGCAAAAAAAAAAGUAAUGCAAACCUUAUAUAAUGAAAACUCGAAAACUACCGUUGGAUCAAAAAUUUAAAUUUUUGAUAUUCGUCCACGUCAUCAUGAGUAAAAUUAUUACUUAUAAGUAAAUCUGUGAGUAAAUAUUUUACUUACAAUAACACGGACAAAUUUUAUACAUCUUUUUUAUUUUUUUUAUUUAGCGGUAGUUUUCAGACUUUUUACAUGAAUAGUUUCCAUCACAUAUUCUUUUUCCCCGUUAACCCUAGCAGAUGACCGCCUUCCGUACAACAUUAACUCCACCGCCGCCUCCUUUCUUUCCUCUCCUUUCCUACCCUUGAGAUCUCCGCCGCGUCCCCACCACCAAAAAAAAUUCACUUAUAAAACCAAACAAAAAACCCGUCAAAAUCACCAGAAAAAAAAAAAUCCCCCGCAUCACCCGCCCCGCCAAGCCGCGCGCCACCACCGACCGCCCCCCGCGUCCACCGGCGCCACCUCCACCUGCUCGCUGCGCGCCCAGCCACUCGCCCACCCCCGCCCAUGCCGCCGCCGCCGCCGCCCAGCCUCACGGCCAACACCGCAUCCUCCAUGGGCAACGCCGAGGCCGUCGUGGUGCUGCCCGCGAACGGCGGCGCGCGGCGGCGCGCCGACAAGGUCGUCCACCCGGCGCCGAUGCCGGACAGAGCAGCUGGUGGCGCGAUGGAGAGGGAAGGCGGCGGCGUCGGCGGCGGCGGCGAGGUGGGUGGGUGGAGGAGGCCGGAGUGGUGCUCGGCGGCGGGGGUGGCGGGGGUCCUGCGGCGGCACCCGGCGGCGGCGGCGUUCGGGUGCGGGCUGCUGCUGUUCAUGGCCGUGGAGUACACCAUCCCCAUGGUGCCGCCCGCCGCGCCGCCGGUCGACCUCGGCUUCGCCGCCACCGCCGCGCUCCACGCCGGGAUCGCCGCCCGCCCAUGGCUCAACUCGCUCCUCGCCGCGCUCAACACGGUGUUCGUGGCGAUGCAGGCGGCGUACAUCCUGUGGGCGAUCCUCGGCGAGGGCCGGCCGCGCGCCGCCGUGGCGGCGAUGAUGAUGUUCACCUGCCGCGGCGCGCUCGGCUGCGCCACGCAGCUGCCGCUGCCGGCCGAGUUCCUGGGCUCCGGCAUGGACUUCCCCGUCGGCAACGUCUCCUUCUUCCUCUUCUUCUCCGGCCACGUCGCCGGCGCGGUGAUCGCCGCCGAGGACAUGCGCCGCGCGGGGCGCCGCGGCAUGGCGCGCCUCUACGACGCGCUCAACCUGCUCCAGGGCGUCAGGCUGCUCGCCUGCAGGGGCCACUACACCAUCGACCUCGCCGUCGGCGUCGGCGCCGGCCUCCUCUUCGACAUGCUCGCCGGCAGGUACCUGGACGGCAAGAACACCGUCGACGGCGGCGCCGCCGUGGCGCCGGGGAGCCGGUGCUGCAGCUGCCACAAGGCUCUCUUGUCACAGUAGCUUUGCAUUUUAGGCCCAGCCAUUAAUGGCCAAUGCAGUUGGUUGGGCAUCAAACCAUGUCAUUUUUUUGAUGUAAUCGAGAUUAAAUGCUACCUACUGAUGUGUAAUUGUACAAACACUAUCCAUUCCAUCUGAGCUUAAAAAUAUAUAAAUACCACAAGUUUCUAGCA
Molecule: messenger RNA, 1758 nt
Organism: Oryza sativa Japonica Group (Japanese rice)
Lineage: Eukaryota; Viridiplantae; Streptophyta; Magnoliopsida; Poales; Poaceae
Product: phosphatidylcholine:diacylglycerol cholinephosphotransferase 1
Molecular function (GO): diacylglycerol cholinephosphotransferase activity
Source: RefSeq, a predicted model, not a curated record